CUUCCGCCCCCCCUGGGGACCUCCGCUUCCCCCCUCGCGCCCUUCCUAGAUGUCACCUUCUCAGACGCCCUCUGUGGCACCUGGGCGACAGACUACGCCGCCCUGCACGCGCGCAUCCGCGAAACCACCCGCUCUCACGCCCCCACCCUCGCCCAAACCGCUGCCGCCGCCGCCAACGCUGCCGCCGUUGCUGCUACUGGUGGUGCUGCAGCAACAGCACUACCACCACCACCGCCACCACCAUCACCAUCACCAUCACCAACAUCACCAGCACCCCCGUCCCUCCCUCCUCCAUCCCCUCCUCCCCCAGCCUCAUACCCCCAGCCCCGGUUAGACCCAUCCAUUCGUUUCCUAACCUUUGAAUGGUUAGACGAGCCUGGAGGCUUGGGGGAUUAUAUCACCGGGCUAGCCACGGCGUUUGCCUGCGCGCUCCUCACGCGCCGAGCCUUCAUCGUCCGGCACCCGUACCUCCCGCUCGCGUUCGCGCCGAACCUCGUGGAUUGGUCGUUCGGCCCGGACGUGCCUUAUGAGCCGGCUCGGAAGCUGACGGUUGAUGAAGUGUUGGCGAGAGUGGGAGAGAAGGGAGGCAGAGGAGGCGGCGGAGGGGGGGGAGGAGGAGGAGGGAAAGGGGAGUUGGUGCAGGAGGGAGAGGUGGUUGUUGUGAAUCUGAGGAACCGGUUUGUGGAGCCAGAGGAGUUCUUUGGGGUGCUGGAUAGGGCGCUCAACAUUCGAGUGUCUUGGAAUAGGGGCCUGCUCACCUACUUGCUCGCACAGGCGGUGGGGAAGAAAUGGACUGCCAGCCUGCACGCAUUAGGCAUACGCCCUCCCUACGCCUUUGGCUGCAUACUUCGCUUCCUUCUCAAGCCACAGCCAGAAGUCAUAUCAAAACUGCAAGCCAUGUACCAUCAACUGCUCGCGCCUCUCAACUGCUCCUCCUCCUCCUCCUCUCCCUCCGCCCCCCUCCAACAUCUCACCACCAGCCAUUCACGUACCUCCCAUCUAUCCUCUCAUGCCGCACAUGGGUUCUCACAUGGGCCUGCACAUGGGAUGUCGGGCCAUAGGGUGAAGGUGGUGGGGAUACACAUGAGAGCACCAGACAAGUUCGUGUGGCAGGGGCAGCAGGGGUUUGGAGAUCCCAAGGCUAUGAGUGAGACGGAUAAGGAAAAGCUCAUGGCUUGGGCUGAAGACUACAUUGCAUGUGCCCAGAAGCUGGAAGCGUGGUGGAUGCCGGCUCCCACCAUGGUUCGGUGGCUUGUCAUCAGCAACUCACACGUGCUCAAGACAGCCCUUCAACUCAAGUACCCUGACAAG
This is a messenger RNA of Closterium sp. Naga37s-1, 1311 nucleotides long. NCBI's taxonomy places the organism in Eukaryota, Viridiplantae, Streptophyta, Zygnematophyceae, Desmidiales, Closteriaceae. The record is from the annotation of a GenBank genome assembly.